ACAUACUAUACUAUGAAAAUGUCAUGUCAUGUUCUUGUUGUGUGAGGUGCUAUACUUUUGGACUGAUUUUGGUUUUGAACUUAUUUCACAUAUAUACGCUAAAAAACAAAAACAUCGUGCUGUAUAUCAAUGAUUUGUUGUGAAUAAAUAAUAAUCCUUUUUUUGCAACAUUGUCACAAGAACUUAUAGCCAAAAUGUUUCAGUUUGGAUUUAACAUGUUUCAUGAAAUUUCAAGGCCUUUCAACAUGACCUACAGAUGUUUCUCAGUAUCCAUGUUACCUGGUAAUGAGAGGCAAGAUGUAGAAAGAGGUGGCAAAAUAAUAAUGCCACCCUCGGCCUUGGAGCAGCUCACACGGCUAAACAUUGAGUACCCGAUGAUAUUUAAGCUGACAAACAAGAAAACUAAGAGACUCACACACUGUGGAGUACUGGAAUUUGUUGCUGAUGAAGGGAAGGUCUACCUUCCUCAUUGGAUGAUGGCAAAUUUAGUGCUUGAAGAAGGAGCAAUGAUUCAAAUUGAAAGUGUGUCAUUGCCAGUUGCCACAUUUUCCAAGUUCCAACCUCUCUCUGAAGACUUUUUAGAUAUAACUAAUCCUAAAGCAGUUUUGGAAAAUUGUUUAAGGAAUUUCUCCUGUCUCACAACAGGAGAUGUGAUAGCUAUAAAGUACAAUUCUAAGGUAUAUGAACUAUGUGUAUUGGAGACCAAGCCUGGAAGUGCAGUCAUCAUUAUUGAAUGUGAUAUGAAUGUAGAAUUCGCUCCUCCAGUGGGCUACAAAGAGGAGGAGCAUGUAUCAAGACGUGGGGAGGGCAGUAUAGGGGCGGACGGUAUGGAGGUGGACCCGGCCGCCAUGAUGCCGGAGCCAAGUGGCUUCGUGGUCUUCGGCGGCGAGGGCAACAGACUGGACGGGAAGAAGAAGAAGCUUACAAGCGAAAGUGAUUCAGAACCACAGACCUCACAAUCUAGACAGCCAUAUGUCCGCGGUAUUCCUGACUAUGAUUACGUGGUGGGCACACUGAGAUUCAUCAGAAACUCGAGGCCAGCUAGUGCUAAAGAAGAGACUCCAACAGAACCAUUCCAAGCGUUCAAAGGGGAAGGUUUUACACUAAGAACAACCAAAUCCAAAAACUAAAUAGUUGCAUCAGUAGAUUUUGUACUUCAAAAUUGUAGGUGUUUUAUAAAGAUUUUGCUAUGUCAGCACUUUACAGUUUUUGCAAGAUUUAUUUGAAAAGGUUUGGUAGAAAUCUCAGAUCUAUUUAACAAUAAUUAAUAUUACGUUCGAUUUAGAAUUUUCGCAUUGAAGGACAUUGAGUACAAUGGAUGUUACAGAUAUUUAUUUAUUUACCUGGAUGUCGACUUUACUAACCAUAACUUAUUUUCGUAUCUCAAUAGCAGUUCUUGGCCUAACAUAAUAAGAAUAGACACCUUGACCUGAAAAACAUGCUACUGGCAAUCCAAACAAAUAUUAUAAAUGCAAAAGUUUGUCUAUCGGUUCCACUUUCAUAGCUAAACCACUAGACCGAUUUUAAUGAAAUUUGGUAUGGCUUUAAAGAUAGGCUACAGUUCAUACAAAGGCUAAAUUUUUCAAAAAUCAACCCCCAAAUUACUAUAUUGGUGUUUACUUUACAUAUACGCUGGCGAAGCCGCGGGCAAAAUCUAGUAUAGAAUAUUUUAGGUAAUAGGAUUGAUGCACAUUUUUAAACACUUGAUUUUUGUUGGAAUAUUUUCUUGAUUUGCAUCCUUAAAAGUUAUGUCAUAAUAGAAAAUUCUAAAUCUAUGUCACCAAUUUACUUGAUUAUGAUUUAACAGUUAUUUGCAAUACUUUCAAUAUAAUUUGUUGUUAUAAUUAUAAGAAAUUCAAAAUUGUACUGUAAUUUAAAAUAAAAUGUGUUAAGAAAA
Plodia interpunctella (Indianmeal moth) is the source of this 1897-nucleotide messenger RNA. RefSeq names its product Ubiquitin fusion-degradation 1-like (gene Ufd1-like). The transcript has 7 exons. Gene Ontology annotation, cellular component: VCP-NPL4-UFD1 AAA ATPase complex. Lineage: Eukaryota; Metazoa; Arthropoda; Insecta; Lepidoptera; Pyralidae. The coding region runs from base 195 to 1130 and encodes 311 amino acids. The record is from RefSeq and is a predicted model, not a curated record. Gene Ontology annotation, molecular function: polyubiquitin modification-dependent protein binding.